AUGCCCCUCACAAGAGCCAUCUCAGCCCGUCUACGUACAGGUCCGCAGCGACAGCCCGCGCCAGCACCCCUCGACGCCGAGAACGAGGAUAUCGUCAUGAUCAAGGCACGCGCCAAGACGACCUCUGCUUCUGUGCUGGGAGCCACCCGCGCUCUCGUCGCUGGUGCCCUUUCGCAGCUAAACGUGCAGAGCUUGUCCUCGAACAAGGCUUCCUCGUCUUGCUCGACCGGCUCAGCGCCCCCAACCACUUCGUCAUCAUCCAGACCGCGAUACGUGCGAGCUGGCAGCAGCCGCUUCUCCUCUCGAUCCUCCACUGGCUCCCGGCGCUCUGUCUUGGGCAGCUCCGAAUUUGGCGACUCUUCGGACGACGAGAACGGCAGUCAAGGCCACUCGCGCAGGCUAGGAGGAUGCUCCUACUUGUCCUCCGCUGCUCAUCGACCCGACGACUGCAACAAGGAGAACGUGGCCCCCUUCCGCUGCGCUUCUCAAGACGUGCUCGAGACCGAAGCUCGAAAUGCGCAGGAGGAAGAUGCCGUUCGCCGCAUCACCAGCCAGUCCCGUCAAGGCAGUCUCGUAGAGCGACAGAGCUUCUCAGGACCCUCUGCUUCCUUGCGUCGCCUCAGUCGAAGCUCCACCACCUCCGACCUUUCCACCACUUCAGCUCUCAACAUGCCAAGAACACCCUCAAGACGACACGCUCGAUCCUCGUCCAGCAUUCACCACCCCGUCGAGGCCACACCCACACGCCGACCCUCGACCCUCUCAGCUUCAGGCAGGAAACGAUCUCGCAACGAUGUCGACCUCGACCACGACGCUCUCCCAGCCAGCCCCCUCUCGCGCCUGCGAAUCGAGACGCCAAGCAUUAGAUCCACACUCGACACGCCCAGCUCAUCUCGCCUUAUCCCGGACGAGGACUCCAGCUCCUACUUCCCCCUUUCCUCGCAAGACUCGACGCAGAGCUCUUUGUUCGACACACGCAGCGUCUCUGAGGGUUCUUCUGCGGCGACCUCCUCGUGCUCCUCCGAUCGCGACGUCUCGCCGCCCAUCGUCGCUCUUCUCGAGUCGGGCAAGGAGAAGUACUCUUCCGUCUACGCACACGCGCGUGCCUUGCUCCGAUACGCAGCGGGCGUCGAUCCAGCCGAGACCGAGGCGGGGCUCACCAUCCCCUCCUCCGCAGGUGGGCAUCACGUCAAGGUCGUCGGACGCGAAUCCGAGCGUGUCGCCAUCCAGCUGUUCCUCCACUCGACCUUCUCUCUCGACCCCUCUGCCCCUGCCCAAGCGCGCACCCUCAACGUCGAGCUGGACGGCGACUCGGACGCCUCCUGUCUCUACGUCUGUGGUCUUCCCGGUACCGGGAAAACCGCACUCGUUCGCUCGGUCCUCAACAGUCUCCCUCCCACCUCUUCACCUCGCGUCGCAUUCGUCAAUUGCAUGACCCUUUCCCAUCCACGUCACAUCUUCUCCUCCAUCCUCACCGCUCUAGGCUCCAACGUCGCCGAAAAUCAGUCCGACGCCUUCGCCGAAUCCGCCCUCUCCAACCUCAUCCACAGUGGGCAGCAACGCAUCCUCAUCGUGCUCGAUGAGAUGGACCAUCUGCUGCAAUCCCGUGCGCACCAGAACAUUCUGUACAAGAUCUUCUCGUGGACUGCCGGAGCAGGCAAGUGCGGGCUGGUGGGGAUUGCCAAUUCGCUCGAUCUGACGGAACGUUUUGUGCCACUCCUCGCUAGCAAAGGGGCGAGUCCGGCGCUGUUGCACUUCCGACCGUUCGAGGCAGGGGAGAUCGUCAGUGUCAUCCGCGACAGGUUGUCGGGUCUGCAGUCGAGAUACGAUGAUGCUCCGCAAGAGGAGGUAGUGGAAGAUUUGCCGCUGUUUACGCCGACGGCGGUGGAAUUGUUGGCCAAGAAGAUUGCGGGGGCGACGGGCGACUUGCGCAAAGCGCUGGAUGCGGCGCGCUUGGCGGUGGAGCUGGUGGAGGGCGAACAGCGCAAAAAGGCCCUUUCGGAGGCGGAGCGAGUUAAGGUCUCUUCUCCCACCGAAGGCGUCGAACAGGAGGUGGCAAGUCGCGCGAAUCUGCUGCGUCACCUCACACCGUCGAGCGCACCCAAAGUGACGCCAACGCAGAUACUCAAGGUGCUUACGUCGGUGUUGGGCUCGCCGAACCUGUCCAAGGUGCGCUCGUUGGGGGUGCAUCCGAAACUCGUGCUGCUGGCGAUCCUCAUUGCGCAGGCACGUGCCGCGGAGGGACUGUCCGUGCUCGGAUCCACUUCCACUUCCACCACCACCUCUGGUGGAACACGCAUCGCGGAUGUCGAGUCGACCUACCAUGCGCUCUUGCGUCAAGAACAGGGGCUUUUCUCCCCCCUCGAGGGGUCGGAGUUGCUAGGCGUGUUCGACAUGCUCGAAGUCAACAGCGUGGUGCGCAUCACUUCCGAGAUCGACUCGCACACGUCCUCAUCCUCUGCAGGCGGGGUGGUGAGUAGCAGUGUGAGUCCCAGUGGCAAGCGGGCGGCGAAGAAGCAGCUGCUGGCGAGCAGUCGUUUGGUCUACCUCGCCAUGAGCGCGGACGAUGUUCAGCGCGGGAUUUGCACCAGUGGGCCCGCGACGGGUGGUGCGGCGAGCGGGGGCAAUGUCGCUGUGGCAGAAACCAUCGCCAGGGUCUACGCUAGGGAGAAGGACCGCGCCGUGAAGGCCAAGGUCUACCACAGCAUCGCCCAGGAGAACGCCAGGAUUAGACAGGACGAGCUCGGCGGUGGACGCAUGGGCGUCCCCGUCGGUGAAUUCUAG
Kalmanozyma brasiliensis GHG001 is the source of this 2784-nucleotide messenger RNA. Its product is annotated as P-loop containing nucleoside triphosphate hydrolase. Bases 1 to 2784 code for a protein of 927 amino acids. The transcript has 2 exons. Gene Ontology annotation, cellular component: nucleus. The record is from RefSeq and is a predicted model, not a curated record. Gene Ontology annotation, biological process: mitotic DNA replication checkpoint signaling. NCBI's taxonomy places the organism in Eukaryota, Fungi, Basidiomycota, Ustilaginomycetes, Ustilaginales. Gene Ontology annotation, molecular function: DNA replication origin binding; ATP hydrolysis activity.